AUGGCCCAGUACAACCGAGGAGAUGCUGCUUUGGGUGUUGCGGUUAUUGGUAUUAUGUUUGCAUUUUUUAUCCAUUGCUGGUUGCCCUGUGUCAUAUGUUUUGGCGUUAUAGGUUUCGUCGUGUGCAUUAUCAACAAAAAUGUCAUAGAGGAAAGGGAGAAUGCCAUGCGGCUCCAUCAAAUGGCCAUCCAACAGUCAAAUUCUAAUGUAAACGUCUAA
Messenger RNA from Meloidogyne enterolobii, 219 nucleotides. Lineage: Eukaryota; Metazoa; Nematoda; Chromadorea; Rhabditida; Meloidogynidae. The record is from the annotation of a GenBank genome assembly.